UUCCAGGAGGUCACACUAAGGAAAUUCUGACACUGAUGAGUGGUUUGGGCGAGCAUUAUACUCCCAGGUACUAUGUAAUGGCUACCACUGACAACAUGAGUGAGGGAAAGGUUCAUGACUUUGAAACCAAAAGGAGCCAGGGCAAUUCAAAAAAUUAUGAAAUCCACAAGAUUCCACGUAGUCGGGAAGUAAAACAGUCGUGGAUAACAACUGUUCUAUCCACAUUAGGUGCCACUCUGGUCUCCUUUCCACUGGUGUUUAAACUCAAUCCAAACAUUAUUCUCUGUAAUGGUCCAGGAACCUGUAUACCAAUCUGUAUAGCUGGAUUAUUCCUUAAGGUAAAAUAAACAAUUAACAUUGUAAUAUAAU
Messenger RNA from Pecten maximus, 369 nucleotides. RefSeq names its product UDP-N-acetylglucosamine transferase subunit ALG14 homolog. Bases 36 to 347 code for a protein of 103 amino acids. Gene Ontology annotation, biological process: dolichol-linked oligosaccharide biosynthetic process. The transcript has 3 exons. NCBI's taxonomy places the organism in Eukaryota, Metazoa, Mollusca, Bivalvia, Pectinida, Pectinidae. The record is from RefSeq and is a predicted model, not a curated record. Gene Ontology annotation, cellular component: UDP-N-acetylglucosamine transferase complex.